AUGGAUCCAGAUACAGUCGAAGCGAUGUCCGAUCUCGCCAAAUCCAUCGACUUCACAUGGAUGUUUGUCUGCUUGGUACUGGUCGUCCUGAUGCAAGCUGGGUUCGCAGCCUACGAGGUGGGGAGUAUCAGAUCGACUUCCGCAAGCUCUAUUCUCAAGAAGAAUAUCGGAGACGCCACCUUAAGCCUUAUCGCGUGGGUUUUGGUGGGAUACGCCCUCUCUGACGGGAAAGAUCAACUCCGCAUCGUCGGUGGAAGCUACUUCGGUCUUGUGCAAGGAGAACCCUUCGAGGCAACCGAUGACAGAGACGUCGGCACGGCUUUGCUCGAGUGCUUGUUCCGGUGGUCCUUUGCCGCAACUUGUACGACCAUUGUUUCAGGUGCUGUCGCCGAUCGCAUUUACGUCAAGGCCUACUUCGUAUAUGCAUUCUUGACAUCUGCCGUGUUCUACCCCUUGCUUGCUCACGCUGUCUGGGCCGACGAGGGGUGGGCCUCUCCGUUCCUGACGAGUGAAGGAGAGUCGGCUGCUUUGUUAAAUUGCGGCUUUGUUGACUUCGCUGGAUCGGGCGUGGUUCAUAUGCUGGGAGGUGGCAUUGGCUUGGUACUGUCGAUAAUGGUGGAGAAUCGGUCGGAUAGGUUCAUCGACGCCGACCCGGAGCUCGUGGAAAAGAACACGUCAGCAACUCUCGAUCGUCGCCUUUUUAAGGUCAGCCACAACCUCCUUCCACGUGACAGGUAUGGCUUCAACUGCGGGUCUACUCUUCAAAUUUCGAGCGAGGAAACCCGGAAUGCCGCCGGACGUGCGGCUUUGAACACUACGAUUGGGGCAGCCGUCGGGUGCGUAUCGUCGAUGGGCUUCGAAAUUAUGUACCACUGGUGGUCGCCGAAAUAUCGUCGAGGAGAGUUCAUCAACGACCCCCUCGACUACCUCCCACAGACCAAAAAUGAAUGUUCGUUGAAAGGCAAGGUGAAUCAGUUGUCAUCGCCAGCUGGGGCGGGCCCUCGAAGAAGGAAGACUACCGGGGCCACCGACUACGUAGUCGACCCCGAGGACGAGCACAACCAUGGCACGUUCAGGUGGCGCCUCAGCACCCACAAGUCCAUCCACGGGGCGGCCUGCAACGGGGUCAUAGUCGGCCUUGUCGGCGUCACCGCCGGCUGCGCUACGAUGCUCCCAUGGCACGCGAUCUGGGUGUCUAUCGUCUCUGCACUCUUGUACCACGUGUCGUACCGUGGCAUCAUCUGUUGUAAAAUCGAUGACGCCAUCAACGCCGCCGCCGUGCAUCUGGUAGGUCGGUUUGCCCUCCACAUCAUCGUCCUUUGA
This is a messenger RNA of Ectocarpus siliculosus, 1323 nucleotides long. Lineage: Eukaryota; Phaeophyceae; Ectocarpales; Ectocarpaceae. The record is from the annotation of a GenBank genome assembly.